UUUGUCAGUGCGGUGAUGAUACUAUACAGUACUUUCCAUGUGCUGCUGGACAGCUGGUGAAUAUUACCCAUUUUGAUCCUCAAAAUCAAGUUACCCAGAUACAAAACACCUGCGCUGCAGCAGCAAAUAUAACAGCAGGCGACAUUGGUGCUUGGGGUGUCUUCAAUACAAAUUCCAUCUGGCUCUCCUGUCCGGUAAUAGAUCCUGCCUUUACUUAUAAGGAACCAAUGUGGAUCUCCGUUUGGUCUCUUAUGGGUGCUGAAGCAGCCAUACUGAUCUUGUGGGCUAUUUACAAGUACUUGAGAGAAAUGAAGUUCCGUAAUGCUAUGGCAGCUAGAAUGAAGUCAGAAAAGAUAGCCUCCAACAAUCAAGAGGAUGAAGUAGAUGAAACUGAUUUCAAAAAGGAAAUUAUGAAAGUAGACGAGAAAAAGCCUGCAUCUGCCGCCAGUACAUCUGAUGCUGAUUCCCUUAAAGAAUCAGAAAAGCUAAAGUUUAGAGGAUACAAGAAUGAUUUCUUUGGUUAUUUUGCUUUUGGAUCUGUUGUGAUUACGACUCUACUAUUCUUUGUCUUUUUGGGUGUUCUUGUCGGUGACUAUUAUGGCACUGUCACUGGUGUUGCCCUUCAAGUGUUUUUAUCGUCUGAUCUUUCAUCCAAGAUCUUUGCUGCUGUAUGGCAUAUUUCUGCAGCAUGGUUCUGUGUUAUCAUGUUUAGUAGAAAAACUAUUAGAAAUUACUUUAGAAUCGAAUCAUACCCUCAUAAAUGCCCUUAUGUUCAAGUUGAGCGCAAGCAGGAAGAACUUAUCUUUUUGGACGAUGGUAGCAAAUGGCUUGCCAAAUUACGAAGCAUUGAACAAAAAGUCUAUAAACAUUUUGGUUUGGACAUUUUGGUCACUACCUGUACUAUUAGAACAAAAAAUAGCUUGCGUUAUUUUGAAUACCAAUGUAUGAGAUAUAUUUACAACUCUGAAAAAUCCCGAUUUGAGCCCUAUGAAUAUGACCUUGGCUCUACCAACAAGAAACUUCAGUCAUGGUCUAACGGGAUCAGUUCUCAAGAAGCGGAAAACAGACUCUCUAUGCUUGGCCCCAAUAUCAUUCAAGUGUAUGUACCUUCAAUCCUUAUGGCCAUCAUUCAAGAAUUCUCCUCAUUUUUAUACCUUUAUCAAAUGAUGUGUAUGUGGGUUUGGUAUUACUUCCAAUACUACAAGAUGGGUCUAGUGCAGACCUGUAUCAUUCUCUUUUCUGCUUUUAUUCGUAUUUUCUUACGUUUGAGAGCAGACCACCGUAUCAAAGAUAUGGCUGAACACGUAACUGAUGUUACCGUACUACGUGAUGGUCAAUGGAUAGAUACUUCCAGCGCCAAUCUUGUCCCUGGAGAUAUCUUUGAAGUCAAGGAAAACACUCUUGUUCCUACCGAUGCUGUCAUUCUUUCUGGUACAGUCGUAGUGAACGAAUCUUCUCUUACUGGUGAAGCUAUGCCCAUUAGAAAGUUUGCGAUACCCAGUGACGACAAUAUCUACGAAAUGAACGGCUCCGGCAAAGUAAACACUUUGUUUGCAGGUACCAUCGUAUCUCAAGCAACGCCUGCAAUCAACACCUCCGAAGAAAAAAAUCGUGUUUUUGCAUUGACACUUCGUACUGGUAUUGCUACCGAGAAAGGCAUGCUCAUUCACAAGAUUUUAUUCCCAGCACCUGUGUCCUUUAUCUUUAAUGAGCACAUUAAGGUUGCUAUCUCCAUUCUCUUGGUCUGGGGUCUUGUUGCCUUUUGUCUAUCGCUUUACUUGAUGGGCCGUGGUAACAUCACUAGUUGGUUCUACGGUGUCUUUGUAAUGUCUGAAAUCUUCUCACCUCUCUUACCUGCCGCAUUCACAAUUAACCAAUCCGUAUGUGCUGCUCGUCUUCGUAGCAAGAAAAUUCUCUGUAUUGAUCUUCCUCGUAUCAAUCUGUCUGGUAAAGUUCGUAUCUUCUGCUUUGACAAGACUGGUACUCUUACUCGCGAAGGUUUGGAAUUCUAUGGUGGUGUUCCUAGUCCUGUAGAAAAGGCUACUUCAUUUGGUGAUCGCCAAGAAGAUCCUUUAACAAUGGAGCCCCUCUUAGCCAUGGGUAUCGCUACUUGCCACGCUGUAACUCAAGUGAAGGACCAAUUUAUUGGUAACCCUGUUGACAUUGAAUCUUUCAAUUCUAUGAAAUGGAAGCUACUACCACCCGCUGAACCCGAGUACCUUGAUACCCUUGUGGCUCCAUCUGCUUCUCCAGAAAAAGAAGGUAAACAAGUGCAUGUCAUUCGCCGUUUCGAAUUUGUACACGCCCGUGCUUCUCAAUCAGUGGCUGUCCUCGACCCUGAAACAAAUCAAGUUCAUGUAUUCUUGAAAGGCUCCUUUGAGCGCAUCAAGCACUUAUCUAAUGCUGAUUCGCUUCCUACUGACUAUGAUCAAGAAGCAGCCAAACAUGCUCAAGUAGGUUGCUACGUUCUUGCUUUGGCCCAUCGUACUCUUGGCACCUUAAACGUCGAUGUCACAAUGGAGCAGAUCAAGUCCAUGACGCGUGACGAACUUGAACAGGGCUGUAAUUUUACUGGAUUUGUUCUUUUCCGUAAUAUGCUCAAACAUGAUACUACAGAUGCAAUUGCCGAAUUGAAGAGUGGCGACACGCGUGUGGUUAUGAUCACAGGUGAUACUGCUCUCACUGGUAUCUAUAUCGCUCGUCAAUGUGGCAUGAUCGAAUCUCAUCAACGUGUCCUUUUGGGUGACUUGGUCUCAGGUAGUGUCGUUUGGCACGAUGUUGAUUCUGGAGAACAAGUUGAUGUGGAUGAAGUUAUUCAAGCUGAUACACAUGAAGAACACGAGAAGCGCGUUGAAUUAGCUAUUACUGGACGUGCAUUUGAGGCAUUGAUUUCCCAGGGCAAGAUGCGCAAGUACCUUUUGAUGACUCGUGUAUUUGCUCGUAUGACGCCUAAUGAUAAGGUCAUGUGUAUCCAGUUACAUAUGGAAAAGGGUAUUACCGCCAUGUGCGGAGAUGGUGGUAACGACUGUGGCGCUCUUCGUGCUGCUCAUGUUGGCCUUGCUUUAUCAGAAGCUGAAGCUUCCAUCGUUUCACCAUUUAGCACCAGCAAUCGCUCCAUUAUGCAAUGCGUUGAACUUCUGAGACAAGGUCGCUCUGCCAUUGCUACAAGUUUUGCCAAUUACAAGUUCUUGAUCUUAUAUGGUGAAUGCAUGGCCUUUUGGGAAUUAUGUAUGUUUUACUUUACGGUUAUUUCUCCACAGCCUGUAUGGAUUACCAUUGAUGGUUUUAUCACGACGACCAUGACGUUGGCUAUUACUCAAGCUUUACCUGCAAAGAAAUUAAGCCCUUGUCGCCCAACGGCCAAACCUUUGGGUGCGUAUACCCUAGCCUCUUUGCUCGGUGUCAUCUUUAUCAACUUUUGGUUCCUCGUCUGCAGCAUCGUCUGGCUCUUCCAACAAGACUGGUUCAUCUGUAAUCAAUUCGACAGUUCCGCUAUUGACUCUGCCAAAUGGUGGUUAUUGGGUGAUAAUUAUGAAGCUGAGGUCAUGUCGAUUGUCAUUCUCUUCCAAUUCUUCAACAAUGGUGCUAUUGUCAAUUUUGGAUCACAGUUCCGUCAAUCAUGGUGGAGGAACUAUGCACUUGUGUUUGUCUGGUGCGCCUUCUUCAUUAGCACAAGUUACAUCACACUAGCCGAUCCUAACCCAUACGGCUGCAUCUUCCGUAUCAACUGUGGUUCACCAGAUGCGCUUGUUUCCCUUGGUUACCCAGCACCUACCUGGUAUAUUGACGAUUAUAAUUUCCCGCUUAAACAUAAUGUCCUACCUGUCUGGUUCCGUUGGCAAUUAUGGGGCUACGUUUUGGCAAAUUGCGCCUGCACCAUCAUUUGGGAACGUAUUUGCAUUCUGUGGAUUGCUCGUGACUGGGCAGUCAAACGCAAGACAACUCAUCCUUCAAAAAAUAGAGUUAUUUUCAAGCUUUAAUAUUUAUUAGCAUUCUCUUUAUUGAUGAUUAUUACUACGCACUUACUUAUAUAUACAACAUUCAUUAAUCUUUUUUCUUUUU
Molecule: messenger RNA, 4062 nt
Organism: Rhizopus microsporus ATCC 52813
Lineage: Eukaryota; Fungi; Mucoromycota; Mucoromycetes; Mucorales; Rhizopodaceae
Product: HAD-like protein
Exons: 4
Coding region: 228-3980 (1250 amino acids)
Cellular component (GO): membrane
Molecular function (GO): ATP hydrolysis activity; P-type transmembrane transporter activity; ATP binding
Source: RefSeq, a predicted model, not a curated record